Poecilia reticulata (guppy) is the source of this 3988-nucleotide messenger RNA. It is a transcript of the gene six5, whose product is annotated as SIX homeobox 5. Gene Ontology annotation, biological process: regulation of transcription by RNA polymerase II. The record is from RefSeq and is a predicted model, not a curated record. Gene Ontology annotation, molecular function: DNA-binding transcription factor activity, RNA polymerase II-specific; RNA polymerase II cis-regulatory region sequence-specific DNA binding. Gene Ontology annotation, cellular component: transcription regulator complex; nucleus. Lineage: Eukaryota; Metazoa; Chordata; Actinopteri; Cyprinodontiformes; Poeciliidae.
AUCAACCCUGCCCUCCCUUCUUUGCCUCUCCAAUGCCGCCCUGGGCGACUGCCAUCAAAAGUUCUGGAGCGUGUAAAAAGCACCGAUGGUUUUUCAGAAAUGUUUGGGGCAACAGGGUUACUGGGAGACGUACAGUCCCUGUUGGAGUUAAUUAAAGCUGCAGCUUGAGAUCACAUUUAGAUGAGUUGGAUCGUGCCAACAGCAAUAGAGAGAGGGGCGUGUCUGCUCCUGGCCUGGAGGCACAUUAAUCGGUCUGCUGGCGGAGCGGAGGACGGGAAAAACGCAGCGCUGCGGAGGGAGGGAGGGACGGAGGGAGAGAGAGAGAGAGAGACAGGGGAGGAGGAACUACUAGUGGAAAAAAAAAAGUUAAAGUGAAAAUGGCUUCCUUGUCUUUAGAGUCUACAGAACAAUCUGAGAACAGCCCAGAGGAGCCAUCAGCAGCCGAGCCCAAAGAAGACAAAGAAACCGUCCGAAUUUCGGAACAUCUGCUCCAAAGUUUCCAGAAGUCGGCUCUGAGUUUCUCCACUGACCAGGUUUCGUGUCUGUGCGAGGCCCUGCUGCAAGCGGGUAAUGUGGAUCGCCUGUGGAGGUUUCUCUCCACCAUACCUCCUUCGUCCGAGCUGCUACGUGGCAACGAGACGUUGCUCAAGGCCCAGGCGCUGGUGGCCUUCCACCGGGAGGAGUUCAAGGAGCUGUACGCCAUCCUGGAGAGCUACGACUUCCACCCGUCUAACCAUGGGUUCCUGCAGGACCUGUACCUCAAAGCCCGCUACAAGGAGGCGGAGAGGUCCCGGGGCCGCAGCCUGGGCGCCGUGGACAAGUACCGGCUCAGGAAGAAGUUCCCCCUGCCCAAAACCAUCUGGGACGGGGAAGAGACCGUGUACUGCUUCAAGGAAAAGUCCCGGAACGCUCUGAAGGAAUGCUACAAGAGCAACAGGUAUCCCACUCCGGACGAGAAGAAAAACCUGGCCAAAGUCACCGGACUGUCCCUCACACAGGUCAGCAACUGGUUCAAGAACCGCAGGCAGAGGGACAGGACCCCGUCCGGGACCCACAGCAAAAGUGAGUCUGAUGGGAACCACAGCACUGAAGACGAGGCGAGUGUCAUGGACGAAGCGGCGGACAAACCUGAGGAGCCCGUUGGCUCUGGGGCUUCCAUCAUCUCCGUCUCGGCGGUCCCCUGUAGCGCCGGGAGCCAGCUCAUCCUCAACAGCGCCAGCGGCUUCCUCACGGCGCCGCAGCCUUUGCUGCUGAACGGAAACUCCCUGAUCUCUGGCGCCGGGGCCGGCGUCAUCAUCAACGGCCUGAGUCUGGGUGAUUGCCAGACAGUCACGCUGAGUCCUGUCACCACCAGCUCUCCUUUGAUCCUGAACGGGGCUCAGGUCAUAGCCAAACCCGGGGUCGGCGCAGAGCAGCAGAAGGCGGUGGAGGCCAAGGCGGCGGUUCUGAGCAGCCACAUGCAAUCUUCCGAGGCCUCCGCCAUCGUCUCUCCUCCACUUCAAACCAAAGCAAAGAGCGGCAACAACAUGGAUUUUCUCGUCCGCUGUGAAUCGGAAGGAGGCAGCCAGACGGUAUCCCCGUCCUCCUCGUCUUUAUCGCCCUCCCCGCCAGCUCUGUCGUCUCGCACCAGUCUUCCAUCUCUAGUCUUAACCCAGAACCCACAACAUCAAGAGCCGCUCUCCCUCACAGCGCCUCUGUCUUCUGCAGGCAUAGUUAUUUCUAACUCUCUAGGUCAGCAGAGGGCUUCUCCCUCGUCUGUUUCUUCCAUCCACUCCACCCCUCAUGUCAUCUCUUUGCCCCAAGUUGUGCCUUCCAUCCACUGUGCACCAGUCUCCCAUCUGGUCCAGACGUCUUUAGGAUCCCAGUGCCCUCAGCUCGUCCCAGUAUCCCCACUCGCCUCGCCGGCUCCACCGUUCCAAAACCCUCAGACUCAAAACCCGGCUGGCAGACCACCGGAGCAGCAGAAAGAGCCCCCAACAACUGUAUCUGAAUCUGCUGCGACUGUGGUUUCGGUCUCAGAGCUCAACAACGCUACCCUCCAGCAAAUAAACUCCACUCCCAGCAAAAUCCAGACUCCGCAGGCUCUCUCCACGUCUUCCCCAACUCCAGUAGUGCCGGUGUCACAAGCCAAAGGCAACAGCACCUCUGCACAGUUAGUCUCUCUCUCCAUGCCUCAGCUGGUCCCCGUCUCUUCCAUCCAGACCUCCUCCAACGUCUCUUUCCCUCAGGUGGUGCCGGCCAGCCCGGCUCUCUCCAUCCCCUCGGCCGGGUUGCCCUUGCAGAUCCUGGCUUCGGCUCCCGGAUCCGGAGGGGCUCCGCAGACCCCGCUCCGGAUAAACCCGCUGAGUCCGAUUCAGAGAGUGGGGAACCCAAGCAGCGUGGCCCCCGCCGUGCAGCUCCUGAACCCUGGGAUCAUUCAGCUACCUUCGUCUCCAACAGGGAACCUCGUUCUUGGUGGUAGUCCUUAUCUGAGUGUCCAACAGGGGAAGCUGAUUCUGACCAUCCCAGCAGGGAUCCAGCUCACCAGUUUACCCUUGAAACCAGUCCCCGACGCACCCGCCAUCUCUGCCAACGGCAUGGCGGGGCUUCUCGGCCCCUCCGCGCCUCCCGCGGCCCACCAGCCUCCGUCCGCCUCCGGCCCGGCAGCUUCGCCCUUGAACUUCAUCAGCUCCUCCCCUCUGUACUGUGCUCCGGACUCCGCUGUCGUCACCAGCCAGGCGCUCGCCGACCAGCCUGUCACCAUGACGACCCAGAGCGCGCUCACUCCGGAGAGCAUGCUGGCCUUGGGCCCCAUGUACAGCAGCGUGGCGCCGAGCCUCCAGCUGUCCCAGCCGGCGUGGAGCCCCGUGUCGCUCUCCACCUCGGCCAGCCUGACUCUGUUUGACAUGCGGGGAAAAGGCGAGCUGCCCGUAGACCCUGCCCUGCUCGGCCUGCCCGGCGGGGAGUCGCUCCUGCUGGGAAGCCCCUCGCCGGGGCAGGAUGAGGAUGCCAGGUCUCCCCUGGGGGACCCAGAGGAGAUGGACGCGGACCCCAAGAUCCUCACUCAGCUCCAGUCAGUCCCCGUGGAUGAAGACCUGGGUUUGUAGUCUAUUAAAACUGUACGCUGGCGACAAUGAUCUCUGAAAAACUUUAGUUUCUCCUCAUGACCCGACACUCUUUAAACAUAUUAAUUAGGUAUUUAAAUGUUUUAAAGCCUUCACAGUCCUGAUUGGCACCUUUGAGAGAAGUUUUUGCAGUUUUGUUUCACGGCGUUUGGCAGCUCCAGUCAGAACCUUGCAUACGCUUUUCAUGGAAAUCAAUGUCAUGCUGGUUUUGGACAUUUAAAGAUUUAUUUGAAACAGGAUGAAAUGAUUUAUAAAUCAUUACAUCCUGCAAGAAGGAUGUAAUGCAUUAAUGUGCAUUUAUCUCAUUACCUACUUUGACCUAAAAGCGUCAAUACAGAAAAGUGAAUGGAUCCACUUUAAAUAUAAAUAUAGAAAACAUUUUCUUUUCUUUCUACCAGCACAUUUCUUCUAAAAGCUUAAGAUGGAUAUAAAAUAAUGUUGGUUUUUAAACCAUAAAAUUAAUUCUUGAUUCCAGACAUAAAACCUGAUUAUCUCCUCUUUUUUUAAAGGGUUUAGUUUUAGACGAAUGUUCUUUUUAAUGAGGCUGAAAGUGAGAAUUUCUACUUGGAGAGUAAAUGAUCCUCAGCCCUAAGACGAGCAGUUAACAGCUGGAUCUGCAGCAAACCCAAACACAUGGAAACUGAGGUUAGAAGUACAAAACGGGCCAACGCUUGGCUUCAGGAAUGCCCUGACCUCAACUAUGCUCAAAAUUUGUGGAAUAUUCAUAAAGGCUCGGCCAGAUCCAGAGAAAAACCACUUAAAUGUGGUUCACCAGGAAGGUUUUCAUCCACGAAUACCUCCUCACCCGGUUUUAUUUUCUAUUCAAAGCUCUCCUGGAGUCAGAAAAAUAAACAAUGAGUCAGAUACAUCUUUAGAUUAAAAAA